Messenger RNA from Rhizophagus irregularis DAOM 181602=DAOM 197198, 3303 nucleotides. The record is from RefSeq and is a predicted model, not a curated record. Lineage: Eukaryota; Fungi; Glomeromycota; Glomeromycetes; Glomerales; Glomeraceae.
CUUGAUGAUUUGAAUAGAGAGAGUGAAAUUGAGGUUGAUAAUCCUUUUUAUACUAGAGCACCAGAAUUUCAAUUUGACCUGUCAGUGUUAUGUAAAAACAAAGAACAAAGUUUAAAAUUAAAUGUUGCUGAUGCAUCUACUCAUGAUGAAGUAGCGAUAAAUGUUGCUAAUUAUAGUAAAUUAGAUGAAACUCAAGCCAAAGCAUUAAUAUUUGCUUUAACACGUGAAAUUGCAUUAAUUGAAGGUCCGCCUGGCACCGGUAAAACUGUGGUUGGUGUUGAAAUAAUGAAGGUGUUAUUAGCCAAAGAAAAUCGUAGAACACAAAUUGGUCCUAUUCUCACAAUUUGUUUUACUAAUCAUGCUCUUGAUCAAUUUUUGGAGCAUUUACUUGAUGAAAAUAUUAAAAAUAUAGUAAGAUUAGGUGCUCGAACAAAAUCUGAAAGGAUUAAAGAUUUUAAUUUAGAAGUUCUUAGUAAAAACCAUGCUCAUAAUAAUAAAAUGUCCUAUUUAAUAGCAAAAUUACAUAGUGAAUUAGAAUCUAUUGAAGAUGCUGUUAAUGAUAUGACAAUUAGAAGAUGGAUGAAAUGGGAUGAUAUACGAGAAUAUCUGAUGAUUGAAGAAAACAGUUUUUAUAAAAAAUUUACUCGCGUGACUAGCAGUGAUUUACCUAAGAGCGAUGACGAAUUACAAAUUGAUUAUACAACGCAAUGGAUUGAAGAUUAUAAUGAACCAAAAUCAGAUCGUCCUUUAUCAGUGUUGUUAAAUGAUUAUUCAAUCUGGCAGAUGUCAAUAUCAGAAAGACACAGACUUCACGAUUAUUGGCGUGUAAAGGUCCAUAACGAGUUUGUAGAAAAAUCAUCAAAAUUACAAAAAAGACAUGAGAAAAAACGUAAAGAAUUAAAUAAUAUUUAUGAUAUAGAAAGUCGUCAAAUACUAUUAGAAAGUGAUGUUAUUGGUGUGACUACAAAUGGGGCAGCAAAAUAUCAAGAUUUAAUUAGAUCAAUUGAUCCUAAAAUAAUUAUUUGUGAGGAAGCUGGAGAAGUUUUAGAAGCUCAUAUUCUUAGUGCAUUAACUCCGUCAACUCAACAUUUGAUAUUAAUUGGGGAUCAUAAUCAACUCCGACCUCAUAUUUCAACUUUUUCUCUUGGUAUGGAUUCAAAGACAGGAAGAAAUUAUCAAUUAGAUAAAUCAUUAUUUGAAAGAUUAGUUAACGGCGAUAGGGCCAGUAAGGUUGAGAAAUCUCAACUUUUAACUCAGAGACGUAUGAGAAAGGGGGAGAUCUCUGAUCUUAUUAGAUAUACACUUUAUCCCAAUUUAAUUGAUGGUGAAAAUACGGCAAAAUAUCCGAAUGUAUGUGGGGCCCAACAUAACGUGUAUUUUAUCGACCAUAGGCAUCCGGAAGAUAAUUCUGAUAGUGAUUUGGCAAUACAAUCUCAUGUGAAUACAUAUGAAGUAAAAAUGGUAGUAGAGAUGGUAAAAUACUUUGUUAGGAAUGGAUAUACUAAACCAGAAGAUAUAGCUGUACUUACUCCUUAUCUAGGACAAAUGAUGAAAAUUAAAGAGGCUUUGGCUAAAUCAUUCGUUGUUGUUAUUGAUGAAAGAGAUGCACAAAAUAUUAUUGAAAUGGAAGAAGAACAAAAAGAAAAUGAGAGUAAUAAGAAAGGAAAAGAUAGUAUCGUUAAAAAUACAAAUGUUGCUACAACAAAAUCAUUAAAUCAUCAAGUAACUUUAAGAACAGUUGAUAAUUUUCAAGGUGAAGAAGCGAAUAUAGUUAUUGUCUCGUUGGUUCGCAAUGUUUCUAAAUCUGGUGAUUAUGAUUCUAUCGGAUUCCUCAAAAGUUCAAAUAGAAGUAAUGUGUUGUUAUCACGUGCCCGUGAAGGAAUGUAUCUCAUUGGUAAUUCUGAAAUGAUGGCGACGAAAUCUGAAGAUGUAUGGGCUCCUGUAAUUAAUAUGUUAAAAACACGAAACCCUCCACAAAUUGGUUUUGGUAUGCCAAUUGUAUGUAAUCAACAUCCUGAUUACAAGAAUAUUAUUACUGAGUCGGAACAAUUUGAACGAUUUAGUCCAGAUGGAGGAUGCUAUAAAAAAUGUCAAUUUAUGCUUAAUUGUGGGCACGCGUGUACUUAUAAAUGUCAUUCCGACGAUCCUAAACAUAUUGGAAUCAAAUGCUUUCAACCUUGUCGAAAAUUACAACCAGAUUGUAGUCAUCCAUGUCCAAAACAAUGCUUUGAAACUUGCGGAAGGUGUAAUCAUCUUAUUGGUAAAGUUAAAUUGCCUUGUAAUCAUGAGAUACAAAAUGGUAGAUGUUGGCAAAAUCAAGAUAAAGAAACACUCUAUUGUAAAGAAUUGGUUACAAAAAAACUACUAAACUGCGAACACUAUAAAGAAAUUCGAGUACGUAAUUUUUUAUAUACUUCCGUUAAGAAUGUUGAGUGUAGGGAAAAAUGCAAAGAACUAUUGAAGUGCGGACACGAGUGUUUAAAUGAGUGUUCUGAAUGUCAAAAAUAUUCCAUAUUACCUGAAAAUUCUAAAAAUGAAAACAAAGUCGAAAAUAUAAAAGAAUUUAAACGAAACCAGCAUGGAAAAUGUAAGCAUAUAUGUGAAAGAUUAUUAUUUUGUGGACAUAUAUGUAAACAAUAUUGUCAUGAAGGAAAUGAUUGUCCACCAUGUGAGAAUAAAUGUACUGUAUCAUGUGAACAUGCAGCAUGCAAUAAAAAUUGCGCUGAACCUUGUGUUGUAUGUGCAGAGAAAUGCUUAUGGAAAUGCAAGCAUCAAGGAAAAUGUGAGUUAAGCUGUGGUGCACCUUGUUAUAGACUACCUUGUAAUAAAAGAUGUGACAAGAAAUUUGAAUGUGGACACAGAUGUGCUGGAAUUUGUGGUGAAACUUGUCCUUCAAACGAUUUUUGUGUCAACUGUGCUUCUGAGAAGGUUAAGGAUCAGGUACCAGAUGUGAUAAUGGGUACUAAGUUUAGUGAGAUAGACUGGAAUGAAGAAAGAAUGGUUGUUCUAUCUUGUGGUCAUGUUUAUACCAUGGAAACAAUGGACAUGCUUGUGAAAAUGGAAGAAUAUUAUGAAGGUUCAAUUGAAAGAGGAUGGACAUCAAUUAAAGCACUUCCAACCUCAUCAAAGGAUAUAAUAAAAUGUCCUGCAUGUAGAGCGCCAGUUAAAAAUAUCAGGAGGUAUGGGAGAAUAAUUAACAAGUACACUUUGGAUGUACAAAACAAAAAAUUCCUAAAUAAAUAUAGUCAUGAACUAAAUGAAAUCACUAAGCAAGUUAUUAUUCACGAAGAAGAAAUGAGAAAU